GAAAGUUCUGUUGUCACAUGCAUUAUUGUGUACAUGUGCAAAAGUUGUUGUUCGCUCGUGACAAACAGUUAAAAAUAAUUUACGAUUCUAUUUUAUUAUUAGCAACAUUGACUAACGAAUGCCUAUUUCAUUGUUGUCGUUUGUUGCCCACUAGAUUUGAAUCAGCCUAGUCAUGAAUUUCAAGCUACUUUAAAAACAUUUAAUAUCACAAUGUACAGGUCAAUGUUGUUACUUGAAAGUUGUACGUUACAACUUGGAGAGAACUACAAGAAUGCCAACUUCAAACGACUGUAUAUGACGAUCAAUAAAAAUAAAUGCAAGGAGUACGAAGGCCGAAAGUUAAUAGGGUUCUCAAUGGAGCAAAUGUAUGACGUAGUAGCAGAUGUAGCAAAGUAUAAGGAAUUCAUACCAUUCUGCAAAAAAUCUGACAUACUCACAAAGCGUGAUGGAUUUCUGAAGGCGAGCUUGAGUAUUGGAUUUCCACCUAUCAAUGAGAGUUAUACUUCAAAUGUCACAAUGAUAUCGCCACGUCUUGUGAAGGCAGAAUGUGUUGAUGGAAGACUUUUUAACCACUUGAACACAUUAUGGGUUUUCAGUCCUGGACUAAAAAACAACGCACAAACUUGCUUGAUAGACUUCUCACUUUCUUUUGAAUUCAAAUCUGUUAUUCACUCUCAGCUAUCCAAUUUCUUUUUCAACGAAAUUGUAAGGCAGAUGGAAAAUGCUUUCAUCCAGGAAGCUGAGAAACGCUAUGGACGACCGUGUAUCAAACCUGUUCGAUUAGAAAAAUGAUUAGAUAUAUCACAGAAACGUUUCUUCUGUGUACUUGCAUCCUCUAGCUAAGGUCAAUGCCAAAACGAUCGAUUUCAAAACUAGUCUUCCAAAUAAUCUGGUAUUGAAAUUUAGGAACCGAUAACUAUACAUAUAACUAUACUUUGCAUGUUGUAUGUACGUACAUUACAUUCUGUAGAAAAGUACCAUGUAAAUAUGUUGAAGAAUAAAGUAUUUAUUUAUUAA
Messenger RNA from Athalia rosae (coleseed sawfly), 1017 nucleotides. RefSeq names its product coenzyme Q-binding protein COQ10 homolog B, mitochondrial. Gene Ontology annotation, biological process: cellular respiration; ubiquinone biosynthetic process. The record is from RefSeq and is a predicted model, not a curated record. Gene Ontology annotation, molecular function: ubiquinone binding. The transcript has 3 exons. NCBI's taxonomy places the organism in Eukaryota, Metazoa, Arthropoda, Insecta, Hymenoptera, Athaliidae. Bases 211 to 792 code for a protein of 193 amino acids. Gene Ontology annotation, cellular component: mitochondrion.